UUUUGCGCGCUGGGGCAGCUGGCGGCGGCAGGAGGGAGCGCAGCGGCCGGCGCGGCGCCUCUAGGUCUCGUAGCACCUGUCAUGUCGGUUGCAGCAUUUUGUCAAGGAAGGAAUGCCAAUGUUAAGAUGAACACCAAACAGUGGAGGACCGAAUCCAUUCAGCAGGGAGGGUUCAUAACCAUAAUGUGGGAAAGACUUAGAUCCAUCACAGCACUGUACUGGCAGAGUCUGUCCUCCACUCUUCUAGGAGGUCCAGAGUUACAUUCAGGAUAUGGAAGAUGGCAAGUCCGGAAAGAAAUAAACGGAAGAUAUUAAAAGCAAAAAAAACAAUGCCUCCAAGUUGCCGGAAGCAAGUAGAGAAACUGAAUAAGUCAAAGAAUUGUGAAAACCUGAAAACAGCAGUGUCUGUGAAUAGUUUGUCAAGUGGUAGUCAGAAUUCAAGUACCAGUGUCAUAAGUAACAAAUGUAGACCUUCUGAAAAUGAUGUUUCCUCAUUGGAGUCCAGCAAAAAUUCAGUAUGCUCACAGAAAAGUAAAGUAUGUUCUCAGAAUUCAGUGCAAAUUGUUGAUUCAGAAACAGGAUUGAAUUACCCUGAAGAACAAGUUGUGUGUCCUUAUGAAAAGCCGAGUGAAACAGGAGAAUCUCCCAGGAGACUCUCUAUGCAAGAAGCAAAAGAUUCACAAAACUCUUCUGAAAACCAUUUUGAAUGUCAGACCAAUAUAACAAGAUCCUUUUUCGAACGACAUGAAGAGGAUUAUAACCUGAAAUCCAUUUGCUCCCCAUCCAGUGUAUUGAAUGGUGUCGUUCAAAUGCCAAAGUCUGUAGUAAUCAAUUCACUGGCCGAUAACAGAAUCAGCAACAUUGUUUCUUAUUUAGAAAUAAACUCCAAUUUUGAGUCACAUGAUAAAAGGCAAAAUGACAUUUUAUGUUCAGACACCCAUUUUGUGGCUGUUGAUAAAAUGCCUAAAUUAGUGAAUUCGGUCAUUUCCAAUAACUGUGCUACUCACAUUUUGAAAAGUGAAGAAUCCUGCAAAACCUGUCAUUCCAGCAUUGCCAAUUGUGAAAAUACAGACUCGACAUGGCAGUCACCACUUGACACUGAUAGUUAUAACAGCCAUAAUCAAAAGAAGAGGAUGUUUUCAGAUAACAAAGAAAAUGUUAAGCGCAUGAAAAUCUCAGAACAAAUUAAUGAAAAUAUUUGUGUAGCUCUGGAAAAGCAGACAGCAUUGCUGGAACAGGUCAAACACUUGAUUCGACAGGAGAUUUGUAGUAUAAAUUACAAACUAUUUGAUAACAAACUGAAAGAAUUGACUGAACGUAUUGGGAAGACACAGUGCAGGAAUAAACAUGAAGCAAUAGCUGAUAAACUCUUCGCAAAAAUAGCUAGACUUCAAAGACGUGUUAAAACAGUUUUGUUAUCCCAAAGGAAUCGUUUGGAACCAAAUGUAUUAUCCAGUAAUACAGCCUGUAAGGUUACAGACUCGGAGCCCAUAAAUUUGGAUAAGAGUCAAGAGUCAGUUAAUAAUAGUCCAGAGGAAAGAAGGACUUCUGUGAAUAAUGAAUCUUCUAACCUUUCAGAAAAAGCAAGUGAAAAGAUUUUGUCACAGGAUCAUGAUGAGGCUAUUUCUGAAAGUAACAAUGAUGAUGUUAUGUUCAUUUCUGUGGAAAGUCGUAAUUUGACAACUCCAAUUACAUCAAAUCCAACAGGUUCUGGAAAUUCUAACAGUUCACCUGAUGCUAAAGCUGAAGUUAUGGCUGUAGAGAAGAAACGUAAUUCUGUGAUAGAUCUGACAAAAGAAGGCCAAUUGAACUGCAACACAAAAAGUCCAGUUUCCACCAUGGAGUUACCUACAAAAGCUGUUCCAGUCUCCAAAGAGACAGUUCCAGUGGCACAGAAUACAGCCCAGGUUCUUGAAUCUUUUAAGCACCUGCCACCUCUCCCAGAACCACCACCACUACUACCUGAACUGGUUGACAAAAUCCGAGACACACUUCCACCCCAGAAGCCGGAGCUUAAAGUGAAACGUGUGCUGAGACCCAGGGGCAUUGCCUUAACUUGGAACAUCACCAAAAUCAAUCCCAAAUGUGCUCCUGUGGAAAGCUACCACCUCUUCUUAUGCCACGAGAAUCCUAGUAAUAAGUUGAUUUGGAAGAAAAUUGGAGAAAUUAAAGCUUUACCACUCCCAAUGGCCUGUACUCUAUCUCAGUUUUUAGCUUCCAAAAAGUACUAUUUUACCGUCCAAUCAAAAGACAUUUUUGGGCGAUAUGGACCAUUUUGUGAUAUAAAAGCUAUCCCUGGGUUUUCUGAAAAUCUUACCUAAAAGACUUUAAUAUUUAUAUAUUGUACUAUAUUUUGUUUUGUUUUUUCAUAUUUGAGUUGUUUAUUAUGUUCCUCUAACAAUAUUGUCUGUCCUGAAGGGCCAGUUCAGAUUGUGAACCCUGGUUACAGGGUCAGUCCUGCCCCCUGUCUUGUGAGAGGCCUCUGGUUGCGUGAAGUUAUGAAUUCCCGACUUGCAUUCAGUGUACUCAGAAUGGAUAUGUUCUCAGACAUACUAUCAUGGACCUUCUCAUUCGGUUUCAAUUCUAAGGGCUAUUAAUUUGUCCCUCCCCCUUCCUUUGGGGUAUGGAAUGGCCAGAUCAGUCAUUUGGGGAAAUAGCUUGAAGGUGUUCCCCAAGUCUCUCUGUGUAGGUGGAUGCAUGUAUGUGUAUAUAGAUACCUAUAUACACGGGGCUCAGCUUGGCCCCUGUAAUAAAUUUCUAUUUAAUUCAUGUAUAUAUUUAGUUAGACAUUGUGUGCUGUGUGUAGAAACACACAGUAUCUCUUCUAAAAGCAUUACCCAACACACUAUUUCAGUUGAGGAAAAUGGAGUUGUCUGCAUUAGAUUUAAGGCUUUAAUUUGCUGAUUCCCAAAUGCUGCUAUGCUCAUUUCCUGGCUGCCAUCAUUCCUGGAGAAAGAACACAUUAAGGGACUCGGUAGUCACAUCCUGUGCAGACCUGUUCAGGGGAACAUGGAGAUGAAGCUGUAGUUAGUGCAAGGAACCCAAGAAACUCCAAUGUGAAUGGGCUUGAUAAAUAGAAGGGCCCAGUGGGACAAACUACGUAACUAGGAACUGACAUUGUGAAAGUGGAAACUGCAUGUCUUGUUCACGAGAGGCACUGUUUCCUGGUGCUUGUGAAAUUUCAGGCUUCAGAGGCUCUGAGAUUUUUAAAAAAAGUGAACAGGAAAUGGUUUUUCUUGGCAUUUUAUAAAUGCCUCCUAUCUGUCGUAAAUAAAGCUGGUUUUCCCAAGUCUCCUGUGCCUUUACCUUCUAAAA
Molecule: messenger RNA, 3315 nt
Organism: Talpa occidentalis (Iberian mole)
Lineage: Eukaryota; Metazoa; Chordata; Mammalia; Eulipotyphla; Talpidae
Gene: ATF7IP2
Product: activating transcription factor 7 interacting protein 2
Exons: 12
Coding region: 279-2321 (680 amino acids)
Biological process (GO): regulation of DNA-templated transcription
Cellular component (GO): transcription regulator complex; nucleus
Molecular function (GO): protein binding; transcription coregulator activity
Source: RefSeq, a predicted model, not a curated record